Diutina rugosa is the source of this 831-nucleotide messenger RNA. RefSeq lists its product as uncharacterized. Bases 1 to 831 code for a protein of 276 amino acids. Lineage: Eukaryota; Fungi; Ascomycota; Pichiomycetes; Serinales; Debaryomycetaceae. The record is from RefSeq and is a predicted model, not a curated record. The transcript has a single exon. Gene Ontology annotation, molecular function: FMN binding.
AUGCACUACCAGUUCAUGGCCCCCUGGGUGCCUCUCUUUGUCAGUGCCGUCGACACCGAGCCCGCCCCGUUUGUCCUGUUCCAGCUCGCCACCGUCGACAGCCACGGAUGGCCCCACGUCCGAACCGUCGUCUACCGGGGGUUUUUGUUCGACGACAAGACCACCAACGUCAUCUGCUGCACCACCGAUAAGCGCAUGGGCAAAUACCAGCAGAUCCGGGCCAACGAUCGUGUGGAAGCGGUGUUCUGGUUCCCCAGCUUAAAGCGCCAGUUCCGCCUCCAAGGCCGCGCCCGAAUCAUCGACGACGACCACCACCCGGCGAUCUCGAUCCCCCAAGCUCCCAGAGAAGCAGUCAAUUCAGACGAUGAUGAUCUGCUUGAGUUGGCGGUGCCGGCGACCAAAGCUACGCCGAAUAAGCCGUUGCUGGCGGCGAUCGUGUCCCCGUCGCAAUUGAGCCAGCUCCACACCAAGGACGACAGCUACACCACGCUCGCCCAGUUCAAUCUCCAGCCGCCGCUGGCCCAGGACUGGCACGACGAGAUCCGCCGCCACUGGGACAAGUUGCUGAAACCGCUCCGCCAGCUGUUCCGCCGCCCGCCGCCGGCGAGCGAUAUCACCGACGAGCUGCUACUUUUGAUCGACCUGAUCAAACGUGGCGUCGACGGCAAAAAGGAUACUGCCGGCCUCGUCAACUUCGCCGUGGUGGCGCUCUUCGCCGACCGCGUCGACGUGUUGGACCUCGAGCGCGAUAAGCGGUGGGUGUACCAGCUCGACGACGACGACAGCGGCCACUCCGAGGGCCACUGGACCGAGGCCGAGGUGUGUCCCUAG